Verticillium alfalfae VaMs.102 is the source of this 1255-nucleotide messenger RNA. Its product is annotated as metallophosphoesterase domain-containing protein. NCBI's taxonomy places the organism in Eukaryota, Fungi, Ascomycota, Sordariomycetes, Glomerellales, Plectosphaerellaceae. The record is from RefSeq and is a predicted model, not a curated record. Bases 716 to 1255 code for a protein of 179 amino acids. The transcript is spliced from 4 exons.
AGAGUAGACCGAACGUCUUCAUCCUCUGAAAUCGGCAAGCAGGCAGCUGUUGAGAUGCCGCGACGCUUGAGAGCGGGAAGCGAAAUGGUUUAAACGAUCUUUGGAUGAUGUCACACUUCACCCCCGUAUAGGCGGUUUGAGUGGCUAGUGCUUUACAACGUGCGGGGCCUGGCCUGUGACGUCAGCUGCCUAUGGUCAGUAAGGAAGAUUUGAUACGAGGCUUGCCGAUCUGGUUUUGUUUUUAACAUACCUAUAUCCUGCAUCAUUUUACGCCUCAUACGACGGUAUCACGGGAGGAUAACAGUCCAGUCAUGUGCUGGGACAGUGCGGGUUGGGAACAAUCAUGUCUUGGAACGAUAAUAUUGUAAACAGGAGAACGUAAUUGGAGUCGAUAGGAGCCUGCAGAAUUGGUUCUAGAUUGUUAUGUGUUGAAAACGGGUUGUUUGAAUAGUUCUAGGACGGUGAAAGGUUGAGGCAUUGUAGUCUUGUGACGUGGAAGUGUUGGGACUGUGUGGUUUGGGACGGGAGAGCCCUGAGACAGCAUGACAAAGGUAGCAUGGUUUGUCAUGGCCAUCAAAGAAGGGGCGCUGCUGGGCACAUGAUUUGGUAAGGUGGUCAUUAUUGCGCAGAUGAAAUGGAUACUGAUCCGCGCGCCAUGGCGUCUGUGGAUUGGUAAGGCUGCAACCUGAAAGACCGGGGGCAGCAGCGAUUGUAGAUGGAAAUCCUUGCUACGGGGCUCAUGAUCAAAUUGCAGCCGAUUAGAGGUUUGGGAACCGAGGUGAUCCAUCCGACAGUCGACUCGGCCGCUGUCACCGUUGUCUACAUCUCUGACACGCACAAUACCAAGCUGGACCUACUCCCACCAGGCGACAUUCUCGUGCACGCCAGCGACCUGUCACAGUUUGGCACCUUUGACGAGCUUCAAGCCCAGCUGUCCUGGCUCGCCGCACUGUCGUACAAGUACAAAAUCAUCAUCGCUAGCAACCAUGAUCUCCUCCUCGAUGGCGUUUUUGUCGCUGCCCGCCCGAACCGCGAGCUCGAGCGUCACGUCGGCAAGCGCCGUGGCGAUUUGAUAUGGGAAGACGUGCGGUACCUCGAGCACGAGGCACUGGAGCUCGAGGUCAAGGGAAGAUCUGUACGAGUGUUCGGCAGUCCUUGGACGCCGCGCUGUGGCAGCUGGGCCUUUCAGUAUGGACCUGACGCGACGUCACCGAUGCGCUGGGGUGCGAUCAGCUUCUCGCUGUGCCAGGCCUAA